Molecule: messenger RNA, 1077 nt
Organism: Lindgomyces ingoldianus
Lineage: Eukaryota; Fungi; Ascomycota; Dothideomycetes; Pleosporales; Lindgomycetaceae
Exons: 2
Source: RefSeq, a predicted model, not a curated record
CGAACGCGCCGCGCACACUCCGUCGACCCUCCUACCCCGCCGCACCUGCGCAGCUUGAGUCCGUAUGCCCUCCAACGUCGACGAGCCUGUUCCCUCGAUCGUAGCCCCACACCUCUGCCCCUCACACGAGAGAACCUACGCUCUUUUGAGCACAGCACGCAGUCCUCUCCGAUGUCUGUCCCCCGAAAUCCGUCCCCGACGCGAAAAGACACUGCCAUUACGGACAAGAAACAGUUGGCUGGGUACAACAUAACUGUGGACAAGGGGAUUGCGCUCCCAGCGGCGCUUGCUGACUUUGUCAAGACACUUCAGCGAGCCCGUGAACAGGAGCCUUCCCCCCAUGCACAAGCAAUUAUGGACACUCGGAGGGCUGCGUCAGUGGAAAAUGAGAUCACCGCCCGCAAGAUGAUGGAGGAGCACAUCCUUUUCCGGGGUGAGGGAUAUUCUAGCGGUGUCAAGGGCUUGACAUUAAAGGACCAGGUGAAUCUAAUCAAAUAUUAUCUCCCUACGCCGCCGCGUGUAACCGUGCCGGAGCUGUGGGGCUCGCUCGCACGACCGCAGCCAGACAGCUGCAUCGGAUAUAUCACGUCCACAGAGGCGACUGCACACACGCCCCCAUUUAUGAUGCCAUUCACCCGCGAAGAGGACGACAUGGCUGACUGGUAUAACGUGGUUUACAACGCCGAUACACAUUUUCCCUUUCUCACGGCUCAAUGGAAGGCCGCCAUCUUUGGCGAAAACCAGGUCCAUGCGUCCCUCCAGGCUGCCCGCGACGGCGCGCUUAUCGUCAACUACAUGCACCAAUUCUACUCGCUUGCAUACCCCGAUUGCGACCCCACGCAGCUCGAGACAUGCCAUUUCUCCUUGACGACUGAGAGUUACACAAUUAUACUUUGGAUACACUGGCGGGAGGUAGAUCCAGAAGAUGGCGAGGUAUACUACAGGAUGGAGGAAGUAGAGACGGCGCGAAUGGGCAAGCUUAACGAUCUUCUAGAUAUCCGGAGGAUGCUGCAUAAUUAUCUUGACUUUGCGUUUGGAGAACGGUUGAGGUCAAUCAAAGACGCCCUUCCUGCAUUC